AUCUUUCCAAAUUUCCUGUCACUAUUGAACUAACUAUCCGGUGGGAAGAAACAAGAAUGGGUCUCAAAAACGAUAAUAUUAUUAAUGUUGAAAGAAAAAGCUUUGAGAAUAAAGUGACUGGUUUCAGUAAUAAAACGAUACCAAACAAAGGCCCAAAAUUUGGUUCUCGUCACAUGCAAUGUGUUCUGGUUAUGUCCGGUCUGACUUUUGCAAUAGCCAUGAGGACAAAUCUAUCAGUUGCCAUUGUAGCUAUGGUUGAUAAUUCGACUAGUCCAAAUCCAGAAGUACCAACAUAUACUUGGUCAAACACAAGCAUUAUACUCUCUUCAUUCUUUUGGAGCUACGUAUCGUUGCAACUUGUAGCUGGAUAUUUGGGAAGAACCUAUGGUCCAAAAUAUUUCCUACUAUCAGCAUACCUUUUCAACUGUUGUGCCCAUAUUUUAAUCCCUUUAGCAGCCGAACAUUUAGGUUCAACAGGGGUGAUUGUAUGUAGAAUAUUUCAAGGCUUCGGGCAAAGCUUCCUUUACCCUUCUACUCACGUAAUGUUAGGACAGUGGGCGCCAUUUGAAGAAAGAAGUACUUUAGGAAAUAUAGCAUUUUCUGGUGUUGGUAUGGGGUCGAUAUUUGGAUCCACUGCAACAGGUUACAUAGCAGAGAGUUGGUUAGGAUGGCCCUACGUCUUUUAUAUAAUGGGAUCCUUAGGCCUGGUAUGGUCUAUUUUCUGGAUUUUGUUCGGCUAUGACAGUCCAGCGAAGGAUCCUAGAAUAACUGAAGAGGAAAGAAAGUAUAUUCAGUCAUCUUUAAAGCAAGAAGAUGAAUUGCAUUUACCAGUUCCGUGGAAGAAAAUAUUUACUUGUGUUCAAGUCUACGCCUUACUGAUAUGGCAUGCCAGUUCUAUAUGGUGUUACGGAUUGAUGAUGACCGAAAUUCCAACUUAUUUGUCCAAAGCGAUGAACUACAAUAUCAAAUCUAGUGGAUUAGUUACUUCAAUACCCACUAUCUUCAGUUUAAUCGGAGGUAUAAUUAUAGGAUACACAUCUGACUGGCUUAUUAACAACAACUACGUCAAAAUUUUGACAGCUCGAAGAAUAUUUUCAGUGAUUUCAAUCUUUGGUCACUCUGCCUGUCUAAUAUGUCUGUCCUUUUUGGAUUCAUCCCAAGCUCACUGGUCUGUCUUUAUACUAAGUUUAAACGGUGUAUUUACGUCAGCAUCUAUGGCAGGACCCUCGGUUGCGCAUUUGGAUCUGUCCCCGAGGUUCUCAGGAAUAAUAUUUGGAUUUUUGAAUGGAAUUGGUCAGUGUUUUUCCAUCCUGAGUCCACUAGUUGCACAGUGGGUUAUUACUGACCCGACCGAUGUUUCUAUGUGGAGGAUACUAUUCCUGUUUUCAGCUGGAUUUCUUGUUGUUGGGGGUAGUAUAUAUUUAGUUUUCAUGACAGCAACUAGGCAGGAGUGGGAUGGGCCCGAAAUACCACAACAGCCAAAGAACAAAAAGAUUUCCGUUGUCAGUUUAACGGGAAUUUAGUGACAUAAUUAAAGACUUUAGUAGUAUUAUAAGAAAAUAAUG
Sitophilus oryzae (rice weevil) is the source of this 1565-nucleotide messenger RNA. RefSeq names its product putative inorganic phosphate cotransporter. The transcript has 8 exons. The record is from RefSeq and is a predicted model, not a curated record. Bases 57 to 1523 code for a protein of 488 amino acids. Gene Ontology annotation, biological process: monoatomic anion transport; transmembrane transport. Gene Ontology annotation, molecular function: transmembrane transporter activity. NCBI's taxonomy places the organism in Eukaryota, Metazoa, Arthropoda, Insecta, Coleoptera, Curculionidae. Gene Ontology annotation, cellular component: plasma membrane.